Etheostoma cragini (Arkansas darter) is the source of this 5395-nucleotide messenger RNA. It is a transcript of the gene has2, whose product is annotated as hyaluronan synthase 2. Gene Ontology annotation, molecular function: hyaluronan synthase activity. The record is from RefSeq and is a predicted model, not a curated record. NCBI's taxonomy places the organism in Eukaryota, Metazoa, Chordata, Actinopteri, Perciformes, Percidae. Gene Ontology annotation, biological process: extracellular matrix assembly; hyaluronan biosynthetic process. Bases 1 to 1659 code for a protein of 552 amino acids. The transcript is spliced from 3 exons.
AUGAGAUGUCAGAGAGUCCUCACCUACCUGCGGAUAUGUGGGACAACCAUGUUUGGCGUGUCACUCCUGGUGGGCAUCUCCACAGCCUACAUCAUGGGCUACCAGUUCUUCACCACAACCCGCAACUACGUAUCCUUUGGGCUGUACGGCGCCAUUUUGGUGGUCCACCUUAUCAUCCAGAGCCUCUUUGCGCUCUUAGAACAUCGGAACAUGCGGCGGUCCUUGGAGACGCCAAUCAAACUGAAUAAAUCCUUGGCGUUGUGCAUUGCGGCGUAUCAAGAGGACCCAAACUACUUGAGGAAAUGCCUGGUGUCGGUGAGGAGGCUGACGUACCCGGGGAUCAAAGUGAUCAUGGUGAUCGACGGGAACACAGACGAUGACUUGUACAUGAUGGAGAUUUUUAAAGAGAUCAUGGGAUGGGAAGCAUCGGCCACAUAUGUGUGGCGGAGUAACUAUCACAGUAGAGGGCCCGAGGAGACGGAUGAAGGCUACGCCGAGAGCCUUCAGCAGGUCUCCAGGCUGGUGCUGAACAACAAGUGUGUGUGCAUCAUGCAGAAGUGGGGAGGAAAGAGAGAGGUCAUGUAUACAGCCUUCAAAGCACUAGGGAGGAGCAUGGACUAUGUGCAGGUGUGUGACUCUGACACUAUGUUGGACCCAGCAUCAUCGGUGGAGAUGGUGAAGGUUCUGGAAGAAGACCCUAUGGUGGGAGGCGUUGGAGGAGAUGUGCAGAUCCUAAACAAGUAUGAGUCGUGGGUCUCCUUCCUGAGCAGUGUUCGGUACUGGAUGGCCUUCAACAUUGAGCGGGCUUGCCAGUCCUAUUUUGGUUGUGUGCAGUGCAUCAGUGGACCUUUAGGAAUGUAUCGAAAUUCGCUCCUGCACGAGUUCCUUGAGGACUGGUACAAUCAGACUUUCAUGGGAUCGCACUGCAGUUUUGGAGAUGACCGCCAUCUCACAAACCGAGUUCUGAGCCUCGGGUAUUCAACCAAAUAUACUGCUCGAUCAAAGUGUCUCACCGAGACACCAAUAACAUACCUGCGGUGGCUCAAUCAACAGACUCGAUGGAGUAAGUCAUAUUUCAGAGAAUGGCUAUACAACUCAAUGUGGUUCCACAAACACCAUCUAUGGAUGACUUAUGAGGCUGUGAUCACAGGUUUCUUCCCGUUUUUCCUCAUAGCCACUGCUAUCCAACUCUUCUACCAAGGAAGGCUCUGGAAUAUUCUGUUGUUUCUUCUCAUUGUGCAGGCGGUGGCGCUGAUCAAGGCCUCAUUUGCCAGCUGCCUCAGAGGUAACAUUGUCAUGGUGUUCAUGUCGUUUUACUCCGUGCUGUACAUGUCAAGCUUGUUGCCAGCCAAAAUGUUCGCAAUAGCAACAAUCAACAAGUCUGGAUGGGGGACCUCUGGGAGGAAAACGGUAGUGACAAACUUCAUUGGUCUGAUUCCUAUAUCAGUUUGGUUCACCAUCCUCUUCAUUGGGAUUAUCUACACAGUUGUCCUUCAGACUAGAAAACCCUUUCCUGAAUCAGAGAAGAUUGUUCUGGUCAUAGGAGCAGUCGUCUAUGCCAGUUACUGGGUAAUACUGUUGACGUUGUAUACAGUGCUCAUAAAUAAGUGUGGGAAGAGGAAGAAGGAAACAGACUAUGAUAUGGUGCUGGAUGUAUGACAACAGUCAUCAUUUACCACUGAACUCUCCGCGACUCUCUUUCACUCAUAUCCAUGAUGUUGUUAUACAAAUGUUUUUCAGAUGUGGAGCAGCUCUGGAGGCAAAAUUGGUUUAAGUUCAACCAAAAUGGGCAAAGAACCAUGUUUUUUUCAAACUUGAAUGGAAAAAUUGAUAUUAAUAUAUAUGGCAGUGGCGUUUUUCAUGUUCAUUUAUUUACCAUAACAUUAAUAACCUUGGAACAGCAUGCUGUCUUACCAAGGUUUCUUUUUAAAUCUAACAUGUUUAGCUGAAGAUCAGCUGCUGUAAACUAACUAGCUAUACUUGAAUACUCAGUAUGUCAAGAUUAAAUAUAUUGCAGUUGGCAGCAAGAGUGCUAGGUUUUGUAAUAUUAGCUACCUCUUACCCCUGAAUUCCCCCAGGUGCAUCUGUGCAGCGUUCCGGUGGCCCCGUGGCUGCCGGAUGCAAAUGCGGCCACUCAAGCAAAUGCUUAUAAUUCCACCAGCUGCGAUGCAGCCCAUCCCAGAAGCAUCCAAGAACGUCUCUCCGCUCUUCUCUGCUUAAAAUACGCAGCAGGUCUAUCAUUGACAGAGCCACAAGGCAUUCAACAGGCCAGGCAGGAAGUUGAAAGACUACAGCAUUGGAUCAACUUUCAAAAUAAACACCCUGUAAAGACAACACAUUUUAUAUCCCAUCACCACACUAUUUUAACAGCUACACACAGCUACAAAUCUUUGAUCUAUGUCAUUCAUAAUAUGACUAAAUGGUUCUUCUACGGCAGAAGCCCAAAUAUCCAGGAAAAAUGUCCAAAACAACAGAAUCUGUAAGUCGGAAAGGCAAAAUUCUGAGAGGCUCCCGGUGUGAGAGAAGAUGGAACAAAACCACUGCACAGCCUAGAAUGUGGCACAUCUGCACCUGGUGGAAUUCUGGGGUGACCCAUGUCAUUUUCACUGGGCUUCAGUAUAACAUUUGCAACUUAGCAAGUUUCUUUAAGAAACUGUUAAUUGUAUCUCCAUCCAUUGGGGUUAAACUUGACCAGUAAGAAUAUUUUACCUCCAGAGCAUCAUUAUUUCUCCACGAAAUGUUUGUACACCCUGACUAGGAACAACGCCACAUGGCUUCAAGUUGAAGUCAAACUGAAACCACCAGUGCCCUGCUGUGCCAGCCUGUCUCCAUUGUCAAUGAUUACAUUGUUAACUCUAAAAGAGAGGCUACUGCCUAUCUAGUUAGUGGAAUUGUAAUCUGUAAGUAUCUGGAUAGAUUGUGUGCAUUGGAUGAAAAGGUGAGGUUAGCCACGUUACCAUUUGAAAAAACAGAACAAUCAAAAAGAAGUUAUACUUAAGUUAUAUCUGUUUAAAGAUGUAAUGCCACAACUUCAAAGUUCUCAUUGUUGCUCUGGGGACAAUGCAUUGGUGUAUUGUUUUACAACAGACCGUCCUCACACAGUAAACAACCAUAUAGGUCGAUUUUGCUAGAAGCCUAUAACGACUCAUAUUUAGGUUUGUUGUUAGGCGACCCCUAGAGGCACUAAGGUGACAAAGUAAUAGUCAAUAUAAGGAGGCAGUUUGGUGUGGUGGAUGGGUCAAUAAAAACAAAGGACAAACCAAAAGUCUGUCGCUUUUUUAAUUUAAUGAACCUUUACAAACUUAAUUCUGUUAUAAUGUAACUUCCAUGACGUAGUCACGUCCUCAUUUUAAUAGUUUUCACACAAAUCCUUUUAAGCUAAUCCCUGAUGUUUUUCAAACCCUAUGGAACGGUCAUGUAUGUCUCAUAUAUAUACAUGGUUUUUAAGAAAAGAAAAGCUACAGUUUAAUUAUAAUAAGAGUGAAAGGGCGCAGAAAUGGCUUUAAAAUGAAAAGCUGCUCUCUUUCUUUAAUUGCACUCAUGUCAUAUGGGAAAGAUAGAGUUCACACAUUAUAAAUGUAGUCAUCUGUUUCUACAGAAGACAAUUUUUCAUUCAAUUCAUAAUUGCAACUCCUACAUUUUAAUUCACUGCUAUUAAAUGCGGGCUGUGUUUGUGCUUGACAUAACACUUUUUGAUUUGCUGUUUAAAAGGAAAUACAUCAGUCACUGUGGUCCAUGUCUGUUAAAUGUGAAAAGUUGCAUCAUCCAUCCAACAUCCAUAAAAGUAUCCAAUCAUGCUAUUUCAGUAAGAAGCUGCAAUAAUUAUGUUUGAAUGUCUUGUUGUUAUUCCCAUAUGACUUGAAUGCAGUAUUUUUCUUAAUGUUUACAAAGUGAAGAAUCUCAAAAUGAUUACUGAUUGGUAGACAUAAUAUCUACCAAUCAGGUGACCAGGUGAACAUGUGACCAGAAGCGAGAUGGUGCAUCAUUGCUGCUGAGUUUUCUUUUAACAGAAUAACGACUUUUGGUUUUCUUUUCUUUUUUGUAUAAAUGAUAGGUAUAAUGUAUUUCUUUCUACCAAGUUGAAUGAUGACCACAAUGUAGACAAGGUGGACAUGUUCCAAGCCAAAGAUUGUGUGGUUUUUGCCUUCCAUGUGUCCUUGCUAUCUUCCUUUCUUCACAUACUGUAUUGAGAUAGCUACAUCUCUCUGGUUCCUUGCAUUGUGUUGAACGAACUGCAAGGAAAAAAAUUAAAUGUGUGAAGAAUACAUUUAUGCACCAAAUGGGAGAAAAGUACUACCUGAUAACAGGAAUGUGAAUAACUUGAUUGAAGGGAACAGAAUUUUGGAAUAAAAUGAGUCCAGUGUGUGCCAGGACCAGGAGCAGACACGAGUUUAAUUCUUAUGCACUUUUAUGUCUCUCCUGUCCACCAGCAUGAUGCUUGACGUAAUCUAAAUGAAAUACCUCAGUGGUUCUCUUUGCAUUGCAUCAAGGCAUUAGGAUGCCAUCCAAAGACUGAUGCAUGCUGAAGGUCUCAAGUAAUUUAUAAUGUUUGUGGUAUUAAGUAUAAAAGUGUCCUUUUUUAUACACAGUUCUUUAUUAUGUCAAAGCUGGAUUUCUCUGCCUUGUCGGUCCUUUGCUGUAGCCGUUUUCUUCUUAUUACUUUUUUAUUUCAAUACAUUUUAUAUAUAGACAUUUUUAUUCUAUUUUUGCUUUGCUAUCAUCAUGUUUUUAUAAGAAAAAUGGAAAAUUGAAAAAUAUAUUUGUUGUGCUUUCAACUGUUCUGACAUUGACUUGUUUAUCUGACCAAACAAUGUGAAAAUACGAACUGGGGGGUUUGUCUGCAAUAAUUACAAUAAAAAUGCAACUUGUAGAGAUAAGUUAUUAAUUUGAAGAGAGGAGAUGAACCUGUGUUUUUGUACUUAAAUAAAAAACCGCACAUUCUGUGGUUUAUAGGAUUUUGUAAUAAGUAAGAUAUCCGCCAUGUACAUUUAAGAGUCCACACUGCAUAAACAAUAAAUACGUUUAGACAUAAUGUUUAACAUAAAUGUGGACAUAAUUGCUAGGCUUCACAUUUUUUGCAGUGUUGAAACACAAACACCAAUUUUUAGAUUUUAAUACAACGGACAAUAAAGCCAAUGCAGACUGAAAACUUCAUCCAAACGAUUUGCACAAAAAAGUAAUUGUAUGCAAAUGGUAUGUUCUAGUUGUGAGGGGCCUGAUAACAAAAUAAAAAGUGUGUCAUUUUAUAUACUUUUAAGGACAAGUUUUAUUCUGAGGUUUACUUAAUGAGACCAACAAUGGAACCAUGAGGAUGUUUUCAUGCCAAAGUAGUCAUGGGCAGUGUUAUCAUAAAGCACUUUUGUGUUGUGCCAAAUAAAAACAAGUAUUGUUUAUA